Messenger RNA from Glycine soja, 1069 nucleotides. Its product is annotated as transcription factor bHLH25-like. The coding region runs from base 66 to 890 and encodes 274 amino acids. Gene Ontology annotation, molecular function: protein dimerization activity. The record is from RefSeq and is a predicted model, not a curated record. The transcript has 3 exons. NCBI's taxonomy places the organism in Eukaryota, Viridiplantae, Streptophyta, Magnoliopsida, Fabales, Fabaceae.
CUUAGUAAUACUCUUUCUCUUAAAGCUUUGCAUUUUGUUUUAUUUUUCAUUUGUUAAUAUAGGAAAUGGGUGAUGAUGAUUUCUUCAAUAAUCAAAUCCACAUGAUCUCUUUCACCGAAGAAAAGUCCUCCAAAGACAUGAUUUUUCAACAAGCAUUUUUCUCCUCAUCUUCUUCCUCUUCUUCCCUUCAAAGCAACUUGAAACCUUGCUCACCAUUUCCAACGGGUGGUUACGUUUUGUCUUUUGAUAAACCUGUUGUUGAACCACUUUACCCUAAAAAACAUCACUCUCCUAAAAGCCUAGCACAAAGCCAAUAUUGUGUUGAACCAAAGGCGUUCCCACGAACAAGGCCACGAGUUCACAUAUUGGCUGAGAGAAAAAGGAGAGAGGAAUUGACUAAGAGCAUCGUAGCACUUUCAGCCACCAUUCCUGGGUUAAAGAAGACAGACAAGGUCAAUGUAGUGCGUGAAGCUGUCAGUUAUGUGAAACAACUUCAAGAACGUGUGAAAGAGCUAGAAAAUCAAAAGAGAAAGGAAAGUAUGAAUUCAAUAAUACUCAACAAGCACAGGCCACUCUCCAUAAAUGAUCAAGCCACUCAUGGAUUUGUGGAUGUGAAUGAAGAACUCCUCGAGGUGAAAGUCACUGUUUUAGACAAGGAAGUGCUCAUUGGAAUUUAUUGUGAGAAACAGAGGCAGAGAUUGCUCAAAAUAUUGUCAUUGCUUGAUAAUCUCCAUCUUUCUAUCACCCAUACCAGCGUAUUGCCAUUUGGAACUUCCACUCUUAAAAUUACCAUCAUCGCUCAGAUGAAUAACGAAUAUAAUAUGACAAUUGAUGAUCUAGUAAAAACACUGCGGCAACGCAUAUUGAAGUCACAGGAUAUGCAAAAGUGAUCCGUGCUAGUGAAUCAAAAAAUGGUUCUGAUUGUUGUUUCAAUUGUUAAAAUAGUAGAUUCUAUAUGGAAAUGUUUUCAUUUAAUUAGAUGAUGAAAGUUAUUUCCAUGACUAGUCAGAAUUUGUGGAAUGUUGAAAGGCAACUCAUAGGAAUAAUGAAUUCGGUUUUGCUUGAGAAA